GCCCUAAAGCCCUUGGCCGGGACAGGACCCGCUCAGGCAGUCGCGGGUGACCCCUGACCCGGGCGCUCGGUACAGGGCAGACCAUGAAGGUGAAGGAACUUGAGAAGCCAGCUGUCCAAGCAUGGAGUCCAGCCAGCCAGUACCCUGUGUAUCUGGCCACAGGAACAUCUGCUCAGCAACUAGAUGCCUCUUUUAACACAAAUGCCACAUUGGAAAUAUUUGAGGUUGAUUUCAGGGACCCUUCUCUGGACUUGAAACACAAAGGAAUUCUUUCUGUCUCGAGCAGGUUUCACAAGCUAGUCUGGGGAAGCUUUGGCAAUGGGCUGCUGGAAACCUCUGGGGUUAUUGCUGGUGGCGGAGACAAUGGCACGCUUUCUCUGUACAGUGUGGCCCACAUCCUGUCUUCAGGAAAGGAGCCCUUGAUCGCCCAGAGACAGAAGCACACAGGAGCUGUCAGAGCCCUGGACUUUAAUCCUUUCCAGGGCAAUCUCCUGGCCUCAGGAGCCGGUGAUUCUGAAAUCUUCAUUUGGGAUUUGAACAACAUGACUGCUCCAAUGACACCUGGAUCCAAGUCACAGAAACCCCCAGAAGACAUUAAAGCACUGUCUUGGAACCGCCACGUCCAGCACAUCCUGUCUUCUGCUCACCCCAGUGGCAAGGCAGUUGUGUGGGAUCUCAGGAAGAAUGAGCCCAUCAUCAAAGUCAGUGAGCACAGCGGCAGGAUGAACUGCUCGGGGCUGGCCUGGCACCCAGACAUAGCCACCCAGUUAGUGCUGUGCUCAGAGGAUGACAGGCUCCCGGUGAUCCAGCUGUGGGACCUGCGCUUUGCUUCCUCACCCCUGAAGGCGCUGGAGAGCCACAGCAGGGGGAUCUUGUCAAUGUCAUGGAGCCAGGCUGAUGCCGAACUGCUGCUGAGCAGUGCCAAAGACAACCAGAUUCUUUGUUGGAAUCUGGCGAGCAGUGAGGUGGUGUACAAGCUGCCCACACAGAACAGCUGGUGCUUCGAUGUUCAGUGGUGCCCUCAGAACCCGCCUGUGUUCUCUGCUGUAUCCUUCGAUGGCUGGAUCCGUUUGUACUCUGUGAUGGGUAGGAGCUGGGAAGACCAGCACAUGAGGCAGGCUGACAAGGCUCCGGAGCAGAUGGCCCACGCAUCAUUAAUUCCUCCCUUGAAGAAGCCUCCCAAGUGGCUGAGAAGGCCAGCAGGCGUCUCAUUUGCCUUUGGGGGAAAGCUGGUCACUUUUGGCCUUCCCAGCAUCCCUGUCCAGCAGGCGCCGCAGCCCUGCCCCCACCUGGUCUUCAUCAGUCAAGUCAUCACUGAAUCAGAAUUCCUGGCGAGGUCAGCUGUGCUGCAGGAGGCCUUGGGAUCUGGGAAUCUCCUAAAUUAUUGUCAGAGCAAGAUUCAGCAAGCUUCACUGCCAUGUGAAAGAUUGCUUUGGCAGUUCCUGAAGGUGACCUUAGAGCAUGACUCCAGGCUGAAAUUCCUCAGGCUGUUAGGUUACAGCAAAGAGGAGUUUCAGAAGAAGGUGGACACACGCUUGAAAAGUGACUUGAAGGGAGAGGAAAGCCCUCAGCCUGAGGCACUCAACCCCAAAAGUGACAGAGCACACACCUUUUGCAGCCAGGCCUCCAAACACACUACCGAGGAAGCCUCUGCAUCCUCAGCCUUCUUUGAUGAGCUGGUCCCUCAGAACAUGACUCCUUGGGAGAUCCCCGUCACAGAAGACCCUGAUGGACUCUUGAGCCAGGCCCUGCUGCUUGGGGAACUGCGGCCUGCUGUGGAGCUGUGUAUGAGGGAGGAACGCUUUGCUGACGCCAUCAUCCUGGCUCAGGCUGGGGGUGCAGAGCUGCUGAAGCGGACCCAAGAAUGCUACUUGGCCAAGAGGAGAACCAAAAUCUCACCGCUUCUAGCCUGUGUGGUAAAGAAGAAUUGGAAGGACCUGGUAUAUGCCUGUAGCCUGAAGAACUGGAGAGAGGCACUGGCCUUGCUACUGACAUAUUCAGGGCCAGAGAAAUUCCCUGAGCUCUGUGACAUGCUGGGAACUCGCAUGGAGCAGGAGGGAGGCAGGGCACUCUCCUCUGAAGCCAGACUCUGCUAUGUGUGCUCAGGAAGUGUGGAACGGCUGGUGGAGAGCUGGGUGAGAUUCCAGCAAGCCUCAGGCCCCAUGGCUCUGCAGGACCUGAUGGAGAAGGUGAUGGUUCUCAGCAGGAGCCUGGAGCUGCAGGGUUCUGACAAGAUGAAUCCAGGUCCUGCCACAACAUACAGACUUAUCCAGUAUGCCAGUCUCCUGGCAUCCCAAGGCAGCCUGGCUAUUGCCAUGAGCCUCCUACCCAGUGACUGUAUCCAGCCAGCAGUUCAGCAGCUGAGAGAUCGGCUUUUCCAUGCCCAGGGUUCUGCUGUCUUGGGCCAACAAGCUCCCACUUUCCCCUUUCCCCGCGUUGCUGUAGGCGCUGUCCUCCACUUGAAGGAGAUGUCCUCGUGCAGAAUGGGAUUCCAGCCCCCUCACCAGGUCCCAGCUCCAUCUGCAAGGCUGAGGGCCCCAGCACAGCCCUCAUUAGUGAUGCCCUUCGUACCCUCCCAUCCCAGCCCUUCUCAGGGCGCAGGGACACAGUCCACAAGCAACCACCCAGUGCUUGGGCCUUUGCUUGCUGGCCCUGUGGUAAGGCCAGCUUUCUCUCAGCCGCAGCUGUUAGGAGGACAAAGUGCUCCAACUGAAAACCUGGUUGGAUUCUCUGGAGGAUGGCUUCUUCCUGGUCCCACUCCACUCCUAGCAUCCCCGGACACCAUGCAGCCUGGCUCUACCCCGCUGCCUGAAACUCCUAGACUGCUCCCUCUGCCUCCUAUGGGACCACCCAGCCUCAGCCCUCUGGGCUCCCAGCUCUCAGCCUCUCCUGCCAGUUUCCCUGUAGCUUACCCCCCUGGAGGGACAGGGGCUCCAUGCUCUAGUGCCCUCACAACCACUGGCAUCUUCACUCCUCGUCCAGGAUCCCAGGAUGCCUGGAAAGCUGCUCCAGCCACCCUGGAAAACCUCCAAAGAAAAAAGUUGGAGACAUUUGUGCCUCCAGCACCAAUUACAGCUCCAGUGAGGAGCCUCGGCCCUGAGCCACCACAGGCCCUGCUGCCACAGCCCCGGGCCUUCAGUGUGAGCCAGGCUCCUCCUGGAGCCCCAAGAGAACACAGCCUACAGCAACUUAGUCCCAAGAAGGUGGAGAAGGAGCUGCCCCCAGAGCAUCGGUGCCUGAAGGACAGCUUGGAGGCACUCCUUCAUCGCUGUUCCCUGGCUGCCACUGACCUGAAAACAAAAAGGAAGCUGGAGGAGGCAGCUCAGCGUCUAGAAUGUCUGUAUGAGAAGCUUUGCGAGGGGACAUGUGAGGAUUGCCUCUAUGGGAGCCAACAUAAAUAUUUCUCCUCCAGGAAUGUGGGUUAAUUAAAAGGAAACGAAUGAGUGGAAGCAUCCAAUCCAGACCGACAAUAGGCGAGUGCCCCGGCCUGCCCUUCCCUCCCACCACCGCCAGUGCUACCAGCGUGCCAAGGACGACCCUUUCUCUCUUUGCACUGACCUGCUCCUAAGGCCAAGUGAGGCUGGGACUCUUUUAAAGAAAAGAAAGCCUUGCUUAUGUGUAGGCUCACAGGCCAGGGACAGGAAGGAGACAGUGUUUUGCUCACCCCGCCGAGUGCUCUCGUCACUUCUCAGGACCUCCCUCCUCAGACGGAGACAGAUGGGCUCCUUGAGAGCGCACCAGAGGCAGGAAGGGAUCUGGGUUGCUGUGCCACCUGUUUUUCUCAACAUCAGUUUAAAUGUAUAAAACAAAAGUUUGACUAGCUGACCUCAGAGGUUCCUGGUCUUCCCAGUCAGUUGUCUGCACAGCGAUUCAGUGUAAGACAAGAAGCCGUGAGCUGAGGGAUGCUGGUACGUUGUUAGCUGUCCCCACUCCAGUGUUUAUUCCGUGAACAAAAGCAUGAAGGCGUAAUGCAUAAAGGGGACAAUGUUUUCUCUUUAGAACUGGAAUGAACUGGGUGUCAGUCAUAGCCAUUUAGGGAUACAAAGCAAAACCUGUGGGAGAAAUGACAGGCUGAUGCGUUUGGAGUCUGACUUUAAAGUUCUGAACUUUGAAGCACAAUGCUUCUACUUUUAUGCUGAGAGCCCUGGAAAAAUGCAGCUUUUCUUUCCAAUGUGGAACCUUUACAUUUUUCAGUCGCAUUGCUACGUUUUCUUCUGUACGCUCUCAAGUAGCUGUCCAGUGAGACAGUGGGAUUAACAUAUACUGUUGCUUGAUUAGGAAAAAGAAAGGAUCACUUGGGAGACUCAAGGGCACAGAUUAGAACUGAAGGAGAGAAAAAGGAGCCUUUUAUAAUAGAGCUGGAAGUGAAGAAGCAAGUUCCCUGCUAAAGCACGUUCCCUGCUGAAGGAGAGAAAGAACCCCCCUGUCCCCCCCACCUCCAUAAGUGUCAACAGGACCAGAAGAGGCAGAGGCCUGCCUUAGCCACUGUCCUUGCAAAUGUCAGAGGCAUUCUGCUCUUCAAGGUAGACCCUGGGGCUUUGGCAUAGGAGCUCCGUACCUUCAGGAGAAGAGGAAUGAAGAUAAGAAUUGGGCUGGCUCUGCUCCAGAAAGGCUGUGGAUGCCCACACCCAGGCCUAGCCUAGGGCAAGGAGCAGCUAUGGGGAAGGUGUGGCCAGAGCUGGCUCUCCUGCACCAGAGCCCAUCUCAUAAACAAGCCCCUGCUGGACUGCCCCUCUCCGGGGGAGAAGCUCAGGCCCAGGAGCAGCAAACUCCAGGCUUCCAAGCGGCUACUUUAGUGGAAGGUUAAUGUGGGUGAUUCACUAAUCCCCGCAGAUUAACUCAGUCAGGCCAAGCUAACUACUCAGGCCAUCCAGGAAGGCUGCAGGUAUCCUGCAAAAGUGGGAGGGAGCAAAGAGCUUAGAAGUUAAGUUUCUACUCCACUUUCCUCUCAGCAUCCCAGUGAGUUCAAGACCUGGGGGAAGAAGCACACAUUAGAGACUGCAGUAAAUUUAAAAGGUCAAGGUUCUGAGCAGCCUAUUAGCAACUGUGUGUGUGUGUGUGUGUGUGUGUGUGUAGUAUGUGUGUGCCAGGUGUCGGGGAGUUAGGGUAAGUAUCCAGUGUUCUGAAUCCUGCCUAUUUGAAAUCCAGGUGUUGGGGCCCUGGUUCCUUCUUCCUGCAUCCUGCCUUUAGAGGUACAGAUCUAAAAAUUGCCUUGAUUUACUGGUCUUGGCUCAAAGCUCCUGUGGAGAAGGAAACAAGGUAUAGAUGGCUGCUAUGAGCAAAAAAUGAUUGUCAGCUGCCGACCUCCACCACUCUUAGGCCCCUUGGGCGUGUCUGGAGUAUCUUUGGUGUUUAGGAGUGUCACCGCUCAGCUGAUGAAGUCUGUCGGGGACAUGGUAUCACAGAGGAUUAACACAUUUGGUAUGCAAGUUGGGCUUUGGGGUUCCCUCUUACCCCAUAUUAAAAGGCUUACUUAUUCCUG
This is a messenger RNA of Psammomys obesus (fat sand rat), 5482 nucleotides long. It is a transcript of the gene Sec31b, whose product is annotated as SEC31 homolog B, COPII coat complex component. The transcript is spliced from 26 exons. NCBI's taxonomy places the organism in Eukaryota, Metazoa, Chordata, Mammalia, Rodentia, Muridae. Gene Ontology annotation, biological process: endoplasmic reticulum organization; endoplasmic reticulum to Golgi vesicle-mediated transport; intracellular protein transport. Bases 84 to 3425 code for a protein of 1113 amino acids. Gene Ontology annotation, molecular function: protein binding; structural molecule activity. The record is from RefSeq and is a predicted model, not a curated record. Gene Ontology annotation, cellular component: COPII vesicle coat; endoplasmic reticulum exit site.